Molecule: messenger RNA, 1851 nt
Organism: Astyanax mexicanus (Mexican tetra)
Lineage: Eukaryota; Metazoa; Chordata; Actinopteri; Characiformes; Acestrorhamphidae
Gene: tmem120b
Product: transmembrane protein 120B
Exons: 12
Coding region: 280-1299 (339 amino acids)
Biological process (GO): fat cell differentiation
Cellular component (GO): membrane
Source: RefSeq, a predicted model, not a curated record
UAAGUGGCAGAACGGGCCGCGUCCCUUUAUGCGCCCUCGCUCCCUUCCUCGAGCCCUUAAUCAGCGAGGAACUUUCUGUCCUGCGUUUUCUUCUUGUUUUUUCUCGAGUUCUGCUCCAAAUCCUCCCGCAGGCGGCAGAACUCCGUUCACGAAGAACACCAACCCCGCAAACACCAGCACGCCCUGGAACUCAAGCGUACUUCGUAGGACACGAGUGAGGGUAUUGGAACUCGUCCGCGGGCAGCGAGGGACAGUGUAUUGAGUGUGGACGCGGCUACAAUGUCACUGGAGCGCUGUGAGAGUGACUGGAGGGAAAUAGAGCAGGAAUAUCAGCAGCUACAGGAGACUCAUAAAGUGUACAGGCAGAAGCUGGAGGAGCUGACCAGCUUGCAGGCCAUCUGCAGUAGCUCCAUCUGCAAACAGAGGAAAGGCCUUAAAGAGCUCCGGAAAACGCUCCACAAGUGUGCAAAGGCAUGUGAUGCGGACCAAUCGGAGGUGAUCGCUGAUCUGCAGACUCAGAUUAAGGAGAAGCAGAAUGUGUUCUUUGAUAUGGAAUCUUAUUUACCAAAGAGGAACGGGCUGUAUUUAAAUCUGGUCCUGGGGAAUGUGAAUGUUACACUACUGAGUAAUCAGGCAAAGUUUGCGUAUAAAGAUGAAUAUGAGAAGUUUAAGCUUUAUAUGACUAUAAUCCUAAUGUUCGGCGCUGUUACCUGUCUCUUCCUGCUUAACUACCGUGUUACAGAUGAAAUCUUUAAUUUUUUGUUGGUGUGGUAUUACUGCACUCUGACCAUCCGGGAGAGUAUACUGAUGAGUAACGGCUCCAGGAUUAAGGGCUGGUGGGUGUCACAUCACUACGUGUCGACCUUCCUGUCGGGAGUGAUGCUCACCUGGCCUGAGGGGGCGAUAUAUCAACUGUUCAGGAGUCAAUUCCUCGCCUUCUCCAUUUACCAGAGUUUAGUACAGUUUCUGCAAUAUUAUUAUCAGAGUGGGUGUCUGUAUCGGCUCCGGGCUCUGGGGGAGAGGAACCAGCUGGACCUGACCGUAGAGGGGUUCCAGUCAUGGAUGUGGAGGGGUUUAACCUUCCUGCUGCCAUUUCUCUUCUUUGGACAUUUCUGGCAGCUGUAUAACUCAGUGACUCUGUUCCGGCUGUCUGCUCGCGAAGACUGCAAAGAGUGGCAGGUGUUCAUGUUGGCGCUAACAUUCCUGGUGCUGUUCCUGGGGAACUUCCUGACAACACUAAAGGUGGUCCACCAGAAGCUCCUGAAGAACCAGGAGGAAAUCGAGCACAAGAGUGACUGAACCGACAGCCAGGAGCCACUGUGGGGCACCAUGGAGCUCGGCGGUGCCGUAUCUCUGAACGCUAAAGAGACUGCGACCCUAAGGGUUUGGGGAGUAACCCAGAGAUCCUCACAUUUCACCCUGUACCGUUUAUUUUUUGCUUUGUUUAAGUGUGGCGAGUCCGGGUCCGGGUCCGCCCUGGAAUUCUGCUCUGACUGCCUGGCCUCGAUCCAGCAAGGUGUUCAGAACCCCAGGGCGCAUCCGGACCCGGACUCUCCAGCUCGGCUCUGUUGCUGUUAGGAUGGUGAUUUGGGGGUUGGACUCUGUGCUCCUUGCCAUCGUAGCGCUGUAGCUUCAGUAGGCAAACAAACUUUGCUCGGUUUCGGGUUUCGGGUCAAUGCAUGAAUGUUUACAAAGAAUCACAGGUCCACUUUAUUUACCUUUUUUGCUGGGAGAUACACUGAUGGUCAAAGGGACGAGAGAGUGUGUAUGUGUGUGUGUCUGUGUGAUGAUCAUGAUGAUGUAUGUUUAAAUGAUGCUGAAUAAAGUUCAGUUGUUACUGACUUUCUCCCA